Hypanus sabinus (Atlantic stingray) is the source of this 2618-nucleotide messenger RNA. RefSeq names its product ALG12 alpha-1,6-mannosyltransferase (gene alg12). Gene Ontology annotation, cellular component: endoplasmic reticulum membrane. Gene Ontology annotation, molecular function: alpha-1,6-mannosyltransferase activity. The transcript has 9 exons. NCBI's taxonomy places the organism in Eukaryota, Metazoa, Chordata, Chondrichthyes, Myliobatiformes, Dasyatidae. Bases 225 to 1706 code for a protein of 493 amino acids. Gene Ontology annotation, biological process: protein N-linked glycosylation. The record is from RefSeq and is a predicted model, not a curated record.
CAUCAAGCCGGCCUCGGAUGCUCGUUGGCAUGUGCCGUAGAGUUCUUCUCCUCAUUUUUUGUUUUACGAUGGACUCUUCCUGAAUUCCGCUCCAAUGACAAUUGCAGGGCAUCCUGUGGCUUUGCAUUAAACCCGCUGAGUGCAUGCAGUAGGUUGUGAGAUGUGUAUUUAAUAUUGCAGGGCAAGGCUUCAGCGGGCUUGUCUCACUAGCCCCGAGUACUGCCAUGGCUGAAAGGAGCCGACUAAUGCAAAGGGAACUGUUGCUCCUAGUCCUUGUGGCUUGUAUCCACUUGUUGACCUGUCCUUUUACUAAAGUGGAAGAAAGCUUCAACCUGCAAGCCAUGCACGACCUCCUGUACCACCGCCUGCACUUGGACAAGUACGAUCAUCACGAAUUUCCCGGAGUUGUUCCAAGGACUUUUGUGGGACCGCUUUUUAUUUCACUGCUCUCUGCACCAGCUGCUUGUGUCCUCUCGGUUCUCAACGUGUGCAAGUUUCACUCACAACUUCUAGUUCGAGGAUGCCUUGGUCUCUGUGUAAUCUCUGCACUCUGGAAGUUUCAGAAAGAAGUCCGGAACCAAUAUGGCACAAGAGUUGCUGUUCUCUUCUGUUGGAUCUCAGCAACACAAUUCCACCUGCUCUUUUACUGCACAAGAACUCUACCAAAUAUCUUUGCACUGCCCAUUGUUCUGUUGGCGUUUACAGCCUGGAUGCAGCAGAACCACGGCAUGUUUAUAUGGCUUUCUGCCCUAGCUAUCAUUGUAUUCCGAUUCGAGCUUUCCAUAUUCCUGGGUCUCAUGCUGCUGUUGUCCUUAGUGAGCCAUCAUAUUUCGAUUCUCCAAAGUCUUUGCCAUGCAGUGCCAGCUGGCUUGGUGUGGUUGGCUCUAACCAUAUUGGUGGAUUCUGUGUUUUGGAGACGACUCCUCUGGCCUGAGGGAGAAGUACUUUGGUACAAUACAAUCUUGAAUAAGAGUUCUGAAUGGGGAACGUCACCCUUUUUAUGGUAUUUUUACUCGGUACUGCCUCGUGCUCUUGGUUGUACUGUUAUUUUUCUGCCUCUUGGAGCACAAGACAGGAGGACCUGGAAGCUGCUUUUCCCAGCACUUGGUUUCAUCUUUUUAUACUCAUUUCUACCUCACAAAGAACUGCGCUUCAUAAUCUACACUUUUCCUGUCUUGAAUGUUGUUGCAGCCAUGGGAUGCUCAUCCCUAAUGAUCAACUACCACAAAUCGCUGUUUUAUAAAUUGGGUUUCUUUGCUGUGAUUGCACAUUUCAUAGCAAAUGUCUGCUACACUGGGUCGUUGCUAUAUGUAUCCCACCAUAACUACCCAGGUGGAGUUGCUAUGCAAAAACUACAUGAGAUGGUGCCUCCAACAACAGCUGUUUCCGUGCAUAUUGAUGUUGCUUCUGCUCAGACCGGUGUUUCUCGGUUUCUUGAACUCAACCAAAAUUGGAGGUAUGACAAGAGGGAAGAUCUUAAACCAGGAGAAGUUGGCACCAAAGAAUACACACACAACCUAAUGGAAAUGGAUCCAAAUUACGUAUCACAGUACAGAAACACACAUAGGAUAAUAUUCAAUAUUUCUGGCUUUAGUGGGAUUGGAUUUAAUAUCUCUCGAUUACCUCCAUUUUACAUUAAACUCAAAACAAAAUUAGUGGCACUAGAAAAAAUUCACACGCACAUUAAUGAGAAAAAGAUAAAAUAAAAUGUAGCUCAUUUUGCUCAGUGAUUAAGACUAACACAAUUCUGUGAGUUCCCUUUGAUUCUGUCAUUUAUUACAAACAAAAUCUUAAUUCACAGCACUAAUUGGGAGUCUGAAAUAAUGUGUGAUGUUGUGAAGAUGUUCUUCCUUAACUUAUGCCAAGGUAAAGAAAAAUUGCUCAUUUGUUACUAGUACUAUUUGAUGUUUCUACACCUUCAAAUUUUUUUGAAUUUAAAAAAUGUAAUAUGUCCUUCUCAAUGUCAUAAUGAAGAAAACGGAGACAAAAAUUUUACCUGAGUGUGUGCCAUAAUUUUCCAAACAUUGAAGUGAAUGGAAAGAAAACUGGGCGACAAUGGAAAUGACAUUUCAAUCACUUUUAUCUCUAAGAAGUGCAGAUAUAUUGCACAAGACCGAAUGAUAAUUAUGCAAUCAUGUUGUACCUGAUUAUAUUGCAAAUAAGACAAAGUGAUUUGUACAGUAUAACUAUUUAAUCAUGUUUCUGAUUUCAUCUGCUGCAAAGGAAUAAUGAAUCAAACUACUAGUCCAAUGAGUAAUAUUGAAAACAUGAGAUCACUUCAGUUCUCCAUUGUUAUAAGAACUUUUAGUGGACCAGAAAUUAUAUUCGUUCUCCGUUGUACAGAUUAAACUGGUCAUACUUCAGGCUGAAGUUACUUGAAUACAACAAAAACAGAUAUUUCUAGUCACGCUAUUAUUUCAACUCAUGCAUAAUUGAUUCUGUUUUCUGUCCUUUUAAAGUUUUAGAGAGAGAUUUUUGGUCAGAACUUCUCACUUUAGUAGAACAUAAAUAUUAAAGUGCUGUUAGUCAUUGGCUUGAAAUGUACUCAAAAUUUAAAUUCUUGCACUAGUGUACCUGUUUCUGAACUUUAUAAAUAAAUACAAAAUUGUUCAUUUUUA